GCAUCAGCUUCCGAUUCACGUGAGUUGCGUCCGUUUCACCAAGGAGCAAAAAAAAAAAAUGAAGUCGACAAAAAGUGCUUCUACUUAAUUCAAUUUAUUUUUUUGUUGUCUUUUGGCUGACUGGAGACGGAAAAGAUUCAGUGCGGAAGUCGAUCGGACUUCCGACAUGCCGUCCAACAAAUCGGUGUCAGAGGCGCCCAUCACACAACUGCUCAACUGCAGGAUCCUGCGGGACCAUCGGCUGCAGAAUGAGGACCUGUGGGUGCGCGAAGGGAAGAUCCUGGAUCCGGAGAAGCUCUUCUUUGACGAGCAGGCGUAUGCCGACAAUCAGGUGGAUUGCGGCGGCGCUAUCGUGGCGCCGGGAUUCAUCGACGUGCAAAUCAACGGAGGUUACGGCGUGGACUUCUCUCAGGCCUCCGAUGACGUCAGCGCCGGUAUCUCUUUGGUGGCCCAGAAGCUUCUGGAACACGGCGUCACAUCCUUCUGUCCCACGUUGGUCACGUCGCCACCGCACAUCUACCACAAGGUCCUACCUCAGAUCAAAGUGCAGGACGGCGGCCCCCAUGGCGCAGGCGUCCUCGGCGUCCACUUGGAGGGCCCCUUUAUCAGCGCCAAGAAAAAGGGCGCACACCCCGAGCGCUUCCUGCGCACGUUCUCAGGGCCUGACACGGUCAUGGCGGACCUGAUGGACGUCUAUGGCGGGCUGGACAAUGUGGCCUUGGUGACACUGGCUCCUGAGCUGGAGGGCAGCCGAUGGGCGGUGAGCGAGCUGUGCCAGCGGGGUGUGACAGUGUCGCUGGGACAUUCAGUGGCCAACCUGUCGCAAGCCGAGGAGGCCGUCCGCCACGGUGCCUCCUUCAUCACGCACCUCUUCAACGCCAUGCUGCCGUUCCAUCAUCGGGACCCGGGCAUCGUGGGCCUGCUAACCAGUGAGCACAUCCCGGCGGGACGCAGUGUUUAUUACGGGAUGAUCGCCGAUGGCAUCCACACCAACCCCGCCGCCCUGCGCAUCGCCCACCGAGCCCACCCCAAAGGUUUGGUGCUGGUGACGGACGCCAUUGCGGCCAUGGGACUCGGGCCGGGCCGGCACAAGCUGGGCCAGCAGGACGUCCAGAUCUGCGGCCUGCACGUCUACGUGGCUGGGACGCAGACGCUGAGCGGCAGCAUCGCCACCAUGGACAUGUGUGUCAGACAUUUCAAACACGCCACAGGUUGCCGUGUGGAAGAAGCCCUUGAAGCGGCGUCGCUGCAUCCUGCGCAACUUUUGGGAAUUAGCCAGAGCAAAGGGACGCUCGACUUUGGCUCGCACGCAGACUUUGUUUUGCUGGAUGACGAACUCAACGUGAAGGCCACGUUUAUUUCCGGACAGGAAGUCUGGAGGAAAACCACCCAAGAGCAACAGUGACUGACUUGAAAAGCAACACAAAGAACUUUUACAUUUCAUAUUUGAAUUUCUUCCUUUCUAGUCCCUCUAGUCCCAUCUUCCUUUGUUGCUUUGAACAACAUCUGUCAAUUAAUCCUUCAACCACACAUCAUUUCCUGUUGUACCUUUCAACGUAAGACUCAUCCUCAUUUCCCCAAUGGCGGCUUGCCACUUUCUGCGAGAACGCGCCGCGCCCGCUGACACAUGAGCCAGAACCAGUAGAUCUGCAGGGGCCACAGAAACCCUGCCCCCAGGGUGCACGGCCACGGGGCCCCCAGGACCGCCUGGUGAACAGGGAUGGACGCGUAGCUGCGAGGCAAAAAGACUUCACAAUCCCUCCAUGAGCCAGCAUGUGGUGGACCGCCAUGAUUUCAGAAAAGUCCACCCACAAUCCUUUUGCGGUGAUAUGGGAGUCGGGAUGAAUUAUUCACUUGUCCCCUGACUCCCAAAUUAUUACAAAAGGAUUUUUGUAGAGUGGGCCAUAUAGCUCUCACUUUUUUUUUU
Hippocampus comes (tiger tail seahorse) is the source of this 1927-nucleotide messenger RNA. It is a transcript of the gene amdhd2, whose product is annotated as amidohydrolase domain containing 2. Bases 167 to 1405 code for a protein of 412 amino acids. The transcript is spliced from 11 exons. The record is from RefSeq and is a predicted model, not a curated record. Gene Ontology annotation, molecular function: N-acetylglucosamine-6-phosphate deacetylase activity. Gene Ontology annotation, biological process: N-acetylglucosamine catabolic process. NCBI's taxonomy places the organism in Eukaryota, Metazoa, Chordata, Actinopteri, Syngnathiformes, Syngnathidae.